Brassica oleracea var. oleracea is the source of this 2775-nucleotide messenger RNA. RefSeq lists its product as uncharacterized. Bases 277 to 2700 code for a protein of 807 amino acids. NCBI's taxonomy places the organism in Eukaryota, Viridiplantae, Streptophyta, Magnoliopsida, Brassicales, Brassicaceae. The record is from RefSeq and is a predicted model, not a curated record. The transcript has 3 exons.
UUCCCAUCUCCUUCUCAAUAAACCAAUCAAAACACCCUUUUCCCUGAUUUUGCUCAACCAAAAAAACAAUUCGUAAAAAAAAAAAAAUUGUAAAUAGAGAGGCAAAUAAGGCGGGGAAAAGGAUCACGAUUUCACAAAAUUAGUGGAAAAAAAAUUCCCAAUUCAUCGUGAGAGAUCUGGUGUUAGGAGCUGGAGAUUUGGUCUUAGGUUUUAUAAAUUUGUAGGUUCAUGAGCUUAGGGUUUAGAUUUUAGAUUAACCUAAUCCAAGAGAGAGUAAUGGGGAAGAGAAACAAUUUAAAGAGAAGCGUUAGAUCUAAGGAUAAGGGCUCAGAUGAAUCAGAUGAGGAUUAUGUGAUAUCAGACGAGGAUGAAUCUGAAGGUGAUGAUCUGAAUGAGUAUGCCUACGGUGAAGAUUCUUUUGAUGGUUGUGCUGUGGAGGAGGAUGAGGUGGAGGUGGAGGUGGAGGAGGAGGAGGUUGUGCUGAGGUGCGUUGAGUGGCCGAAAGUGAAGACCGGUCCACGUGGCAAUCGGAAGAUCACGGGAUGCAGGUCGAGAAAGGUGGAGCAGGUUGUUGUUGUUUCUGAUAAGGAAGAAGAUGAGGAUCUUGAUGAUGCUGAGGAGGGAGAUGAGAGGGAGGGUGUGAAAGAGAUUGGUUUAGGUAAGAGGAGGAGAGUUUUCUAUGAGGUGGAAGAUGAAGAUGGAGACUAUCCAGAAGAGGAAGAUGUGAGCUGUGGAAAGGAAGAGAUGGCGUUGGAGGAGCAGGAGAAUGCGUCAGAAAAAGAAGAUGAUGGAGAUUAUGAUGAGGAUGAGGAUGGUGACGAAGAGUUUACUGGAGAUGAAGAAGAUGUCUCACUAGACGAGGAAGAGGAGGAGGAAGCACUCAAGGUUUGUAAGAGAAACAAGCGGAAGCAGAGAUCUAGAGGAGGGCGUAAAAGAAGAAAUGUUGCAAGUGGAAGGAAGAGACGAGGGAAGAACACUGAGGAAGGAGUUGAUGAUGAUGAUGGUGAUUUUGUAGAUGACUGCCUACCUGCAAGAAAGAGGGCGAGAUCAUUAAGGCCAAGGCGUCGGUGUACUUUACAAUCAGAUUCAGACAUUGCCUCCUCUGGAGAGUCUGAUUACGAGUACACAAUCUCAGAGGAGGAAAGAGAGCAGGUAAGAGAAGCCAGUAGUCUGUUGAGAACUAGAGUGAAGCAUGUGUCAUCUACACGAAAAGCUACGGUCCAUAAAGAUCUGCCUAAGCCUCGUAAGUCACCUGUGAAGAAAAGUGAAAAGAAGGUAGAGAUAGUGAUGAAAAACGUGUGUGGGAUUUGUCUCUCUGAGGAAGACAUGAGGAGAUUAAAGGGAGCACUUGACUGUUGUAGUCAUUACUUUUGCUUCACUUGCAUAAUGGAGUGGUCAAAAGUGGAAUCUCGAUGCCCUCUAUGCAAGCAGCGGUUCAGAACAAUUAGUAAACCCGCGAGAUCUACACAUGGUGUUGAUUUGAGAGAAGUCGUGAUACGUGUACCCGAGCGUGAUCAGGUCUAUCAACCCACUGAGGAAGAGCUGAGGAGUUAUCUCGAUCCAUACGAAAAUAUAAUAUGCUCGGAGUGUCACCAAGGUGAAGACGAUGGGCUUAUGCUGCUUUGUGAUCUUUGUGAUUCAUCUGCACAUACGUACUGUGUUGGACUCGGGAGGGAAGUACCUGAAGGAAACUGGUACUGUGAAGGUUGUAGACCUGGAUCAGCUAGCUCCCAAACCACGUCCGAGCCACAAAGGGUGAGUGGCUUUUACAGUAGACCAUCACCUCUUGUUGUUUCAGGGCAAUAUCAAGAUCCGUCCUCGCUAGUCUCCCCGCGUACACCGUUUUCCAGUGGAGAUUACCUUUUCUCUUCGAGGAAUGGUGAUGUUCAAGGCUCUUCUCCAUCCGGGUUAGGGGGAGCAACCACGUUGUCGAGAAGAAGGACGCUUCAUAGACACAUACAAAAUAUUAUCAACGGUGAUAGGCUUGUAAAUAUGGGGAGUAGAAGUGGUGGAACAUCGAUGAUUGCUAACUCGAGUGAUGGUUUCUUGGCUACACAAAUUGGUCAUGGCAGAGAAAUAGAACCGCCUCAACCUACAGGGAUGUCUUUGUAUACAAUCUCUGAGGAAAGACUCCACAGUAACAAUCCAUUGAUUUCUACCCAUGGACCUGAGCUUUUAUCUCCCAAGUUAGAUCAUUUUGGAAGCGAAGGAGUCAGACAUUUCUCUAGUAAUACAUUUCGUGGCGAUGCACCCAUCGAUUUAGGAUUGCGUCAUGGACUCGCUCAGGGUGAUCCCGUGUUUGGUAAUCAGCAACAUCUACGCAGCUACAUGCCAAACACAAUGUUUUUGACGGGAGGCGAACGACUGCAACAAAGAGUUAAAGCUCAUCUCCAGAACUUGUCUCGUCAAAUCAACUUAGGACAAGCCACGUUUGAGGAGAUUUCCACGUGCUCAAUACACACGAUACUGGCAGCUUGUGGACUGGAACACAAGAGCAGUGAAGUCCACUUUGUCCCGCCGUCAGUGACGUGUCCUCACGAUGAUAUGAGACCUGGGAGCAGCAGUGGUAACAACAACAGCAGCAGCAGCAGCCUGAUGAAUGGGUGUUGCUCUUCUUGUUUUGAUUCGUUUGUAGAAGAUGUAGUUAAGAUGAUUCUGGACACAAGACAACCCCAUUGGUUGAGGUUAGGGCUCCACUAAGCUUCAAUUGUUUAGAUUUGUUAGAAAAUGAUAAAUCUUUUGACUGACUUUUUGUUCAGAUAUUGAACCUUAAUU